Molecule: messenger RNA, 393 nt
Organism: Acanthamoeba castellanii str. Neff
Lineage: Eukaryota; Discosea; Longamoebia; Acanthamoebidae
Exons: 3
Coding region: 1-393 (130 amino acids)
Source: RefSeq, a predicted model, not a curated record
AUGGCCUCGUCGAAGACGCCUGGACUCUGGUCGCGCAUUCGCGCUGCGCUUAGGCCGAACUUCACGCUCCACCCGGUGCCCACGGCGCCCGACUACGUCCAGUACCCCACCAACUUCCGUGUGCCCUACUCCAAAACCGAGUACUCGCCGGAGACUAUUCCUGCGAAGGCGCACCGAGACCUGUCGACGAUCUACUACUGGAGGCACGCCGCUGGUAAGCGCUCGCCGCCCGUGCCCCGCAAGCCCGACGUCCUCAAGGAACUCGAGAAGGAGGGCUCCGCCACCGGUCCUGCGCGCGUGGGUGGUCUCACCGACAUCACCGAGCUCCGGAUCACCCGUCCCCCUGGUGAGAUGAGGAAGUGGAACGAAAUCCCCAACGAGCUCUACCAGUAG